This is a messenger RNA of Trichomycterus rosablanca, 3044 nucleotides long. RefSeq names its product SHOC2 leucine rich repeat scaffold protein (gene shoc2). Bases 360 to 2096 code for a protein of 578 amino acids. NCBI's taxonomy places the organism in Eukaryota, Metazoa, Chordata, Actinopteri, Siluriformes, Trichomycteridae. The record is from RefSeq and is a predicted model, not a curated record. Gene Ontology annotation, molecular function: protein binding. The transcript has 9 exons.
UAGCGGAGGGAGGGAGGUGUGAGUGCAGUAGGAGGAAGAGCAGGAUGGCGGAUCGGAGAAGAACUCGGAGCUCUUACUGACGGCAACCUCUAAAACAUGCACCCUACGCCAUCCCUUUCUCUUCUCCCUGUUCUUAUCCUGGUGAGAAAAAUUGUGCUGUUUAACUGAGCAUGAGGCUACUGGCCUCCUUGAUGGACUUCUGGCCUCAUCCAGCUUCCACCCUUUUCUUUUUAGUGUUUUAAUGGGUCGAGCAGCCAGGUUGAUCAGUUUUAAUAAAAGCAGUAAACAAGCUAAGGAAGGGGAGAGGGGAAGAAGGAGACUCUGGGUCUCGUGCUCUGUCUGGUCAGGGUGCUUUCACCAUGAGCAGCACUUUGGGCAAAGACUGCAAGGACAAGGAAGCUAAAGCGCUCACAGGCAAGGAGCGCGAAAAGGAUCCCAAGGUGCCUUUGGGUCUUGGCAAAGAGGGCAAGGAGCCCAAAACCAAAGGGAAAGAUGCCAAAGACGGAAAGAAGGAUGCAAGCAGCGCGCCGCCAGCCGUCGCCUUUUCAUUGGACAACACGAUAAAGCGACCAAACCCGGCGCCUGGCGCUCGCAAAAAGUGUGGCAACGCAGAGGUGGCUAAAGAGCUCGGCAAAUGCCGCGACGAGAACUCGAUACGCCUGGAUUUGUCCAAGCGUUCUAUUCAUGUGCUGCCGUCAUCCAUCAAGGAGCUGACGCAGCUCACUGAGCUCUACCUGUACAGCAACAAGCUGCAGAGCCUACCAGCUGAGAUGGGCUGCCUGUCUGGCCUGGUUACACUGGCACUCAGCGAGAACUCGCUCACCAGCCUGCCAGACUCGCUGGACAACCUGAAGCGGCUGCGCAUGCUCGACCUGCGGCAUAACAAGCUGCGUGAAAUCCCUGCCGUCGUGUACCGACUCGCAUCGCUCACCACACUUUACCUGCGCUUCAAUCGCAUCACCGCCGUAGAGAAGGACAUCCGCAACCUGAACAAACUCACUAUGCUCAGCAUCCGUGAGAACAAGAUCAAGCAGCUGCCCGCCGAGAUUGGUGAGUUGUGUAACCUCAUCACUCUGGAUGUCGCCCACAAUCAGCUGGAACACCUUCCAAAAGAGAUCGGCAACUGCACACAGAUCACCAACCUGGACUUGCAGCACAACGAGCUCCUGGAUUUACCUGAGACUAUAGGAAAUCUUUCGAGUAUAAACCGCCUGGGUCUGCGAUACAACAGGCUGUCCGCGAUUCCUCGAUCACUUGCAGAGUGCAGAGAGUUGGAGGAGCUAAACCUCGAGAACAACAACAUCUCUGUGCUACCUGAGGGCCUGCUUUCAAGUUUGGUAAACUUGACAAGUUUGACGUUGGCUCGUAACUGUUUCCAGUCGUAUCCGGUGGGUGGCCCGUCACAGUUCUCCACCAUCUACUCACUAAACAUGGAGCACAACCGUAUCAACAAGAUUCCCUUUGGCAUCUUUUCACGUGCCAAGGUCCUCGGAAAGCUCAACAUGAAAGACAACCAGUUGACGUCGCUUCCGCUGGAUUUUGGGACAUGGACUAGCAUGGUGGAGCUAAACCUUGCCACUAACCAGCUAACCAAAAUCCCAGAAGACAUCUGUGGCCUUGUGUCUCUUGAGGUCCUCAUAUUAUCUAAUAAUCUCCUAAAGAAGUUGCCUCAUGGGAUAGGAAACCUGCGAAAGCUGCGUGAACUCGACCUUGAAGAGAACAAGUUAGAAUCUCUUCCCAAUGAGAUUGCCUAUCUUAAAGAUCUGCAGAAAUUGGUGUUGACUAAUAAUCAGUUGACAACUUUGCCAAGAGGGAUAGGUCACCUGACCAACCUGACUCACCUGGGCCUCGGAGAGAACCUCCUGCAACACCUGCCCGAGGAAAUCGGCACGCUGGAGAACCUAGAGGAGCUCUACCUGAACGACAACCCAAACCUGCACGGCCUGCCGUUUGAGCUAGCGCUGUGCAGCAAGUUGUCCAUCAUGAGCAUUGAGAACUGCCCGCUGAGCCAGCUACCGCCACAGAUUGUCGCCGGUGGUCCGUCCUUCAUCAUCCAGUUCCUUAAGAUGCAGGGACCAUACCGUGCCAUGGUCUGAUAACUGAGCUGGCAACAACGCUCUAAACAACACGAACAACAGUUGCAUUCCCAUUUACAGUCACAUGUCCGAGAGAAGAUCCAAGUUGGAUUGGCCGAAGUUGAAACCGAAUUAUUCAGACUAAAUCCCACACACACAACAGAUUUCUUUGAUGGUCAAUUUGAAAUUCCUUUAAGGUGUUAUUCUAAGGAAUGGAGAUCAGUUUAAUCCCUAGCUUGUUUGGGAUCUUUGAUUUUUAGUGUACAUGCAAGCAGAAGAACAAAAGUCAGACCGGCAUUGCCAACUGAAGUUAAAGCAGAAAUUAAGACAGUUGUAUGCAAAAACACAUAAACAGUGGGUUUCUUUCUUUAUUUCUUUUUUCUUUUUUCUUUUUCAUUUGCUGCUGCUGCCAUAAUCUGUUUGUUUUUUUAAUCAUGUUUAUCCUCCUGAUAUUUUAGACUUCGAUUAUUUUAAAGACCAUCCAACAGAUUUGUUUUUGUACAGAGCUUGUUGGGGAACACGGGAAUUCGCCUAAGCGUCUUUUUAUAUACAUAUUAUAAAUAUAAAUAUAUAUAUACAUAUAUAUAUAUACAUACACAAUUAAAUUGUGCCUAUCCAGCAUGUUUGGCUGGUGGUUGGUUGGGUUUUUUUCUUAACUAAGUUACUCCAAAGUGUUUCGUACAUGAUGAUGACGAUGAUAUUACGAUAGCAUAAUUUAUUAAAUAAUUUCUUUGGCAUUUUUGUAAUGUAUUACAUAUAUGUCCUUGUUUGAAAUUCAUUGUUUGUUUUUUAAUCUUCAGAUUUCUUGUUUAAAACUUGCUAAUAGCUCAAAAUGUCCUUUUAAUUGCAACAGUAAUUACCAAACUUAUAAACCAUUACAAACCAGCACUAGUUCUAUUUAGAAUAAGCAGUCUGAAGCAGACACAUUUGCUCAGUUGUAUCAGUAUCAAAUAAAGAACAAUUAUGAAA